Callithrix jacchus (white-tufted-ear marmoset) is the source of this 1374-nucleotide messenger RNA. The record is from RefSeq and is a predicted model, not a curated record. Lineage: Eukaryota; Metazoa; Chordata; Mammalia; Primates; Cebidae.
AUGCAUUUGUCAAAGUUCAUAGAGCUGUAUACCCACAAGAGUGAAUUUCACCAUAUGCAAAUAAGGAAAAUAAAACAGCAACAGGUAGUAAUUGAGUGGAUUGUUCUAGAUUCCCAUCACAUGCUGCUGCAGUUGGUGAACAGAGAGCUGCUCGGAGGCCGCCUACAGGUGCAAUCCCGGCACUGCGGCCCGGGCGGCGGGCCGGGGAGGGCGUCCAAGCCCACCAGCGUCUCCGCUGGCCCUUCUGAAAGCCUGAACAGGGGCCCCGGCGUACCCGCCGCCUUCUACCCCCGCUUUUCCCGCGCCGCUCUCCCGGCGCGGUUUGGAAAGGAAGCUGAGAGCCCUCCCAGGCUCCGCAGACUCGGAUUUGGGAGGGGGGUGGGGCGCGGCGGAGGCUUUCCCUCGAAUCUGCGGCAAGCCUGGCUCCAGGAAAGUUUUUCAAAGUUCCCAGCAGCGUCUGCCCAGGUCGCCUCCGCGGGGCGAGCAGACGGCGGCAAGCGCGCCAGCCUCGCCGCCGCCUCUGCCGCCAGCAGAGCGCUCUGGGCGGCUCGCUCGCGGGAAGCGGGCCGAACUCCCGGCGGGCAAGCAGGCCCUCCUCCCGGGGCGAAAGCCGCAGCUGACGCAGGCGGCUCGGAAGGCGGAAGCUGCCCCGCUCCGACCGCUCAGCCAGCACCGCGGCGCCUACACCUGGGGCCCCGACGCUCGGGCAAAGGCGCCCGGCCCGGGACUCCCGAGGGGGCGGUCCCUGCUGCGGGCCUCCAGGAGUCCCUGAGUAACGAUCCUUUCCCUCCUGGCCCGAAGCUGCCGAGGGCGGGGGUCGGUGUGGGGCCCCUGGACCACUACUCCGCCCAGAGCGUCCCCAAGCCCCCGACCCUUAACAAGUUCCUCACCACACUACCCCUCCCCAGCAACGUGAAGGGAAGGGCGUGUCCUGGGUGGACACGCCCUCUCAUGAAUAUUAAUAAGCGCGCAUGCGCCCUCCCGGGCGUGCUGGUAGAGGUGGCCAGCCGCGGCCGCGGCUGCCAGACGGGCUCUCCGGGUCCCUCUCCGGGCGGGCACGCGUCAUUGUGUUACCUGCGGCCGGCCCGCGAGCUAGGCUGGGGUUUUUUUUCUUCCCUCCCUCCCCCGCUUUUCCAUGCAGCUGAUCUGAAAGGGAAUAAAAGGCUGCACAUAAUCAUAAUAAAAGAAGGGGAGCGCGAGAGGAGGAAAGAAAGCCGGGAGGUGAAAGAGGAGGGGGAGCGUCUCAAAGAAGCGAUCAGAAUAAUAAAAGGAGGCCGGGCUCUUUGCCUUCUGGAACGGGCCGCUCUUGAAAGGGCUUUUGAAAAGUGGUGUUGUUUUCCAGUCGUGCAUGCUCCAAUCGGCGGAGUAUAUUAG